AUCCUAGAAGAAAGUAUCAUGUAAGGCUACUGGCAUAUAACAGUAUGGAAGAAGGUUAUCAGGCAGACCAAACAGUCAGCACUCCAGGAUGUGUCUCUGUCCGUGAUCGCAUGGUGCCACCACCACCACCUCCUCACCACCUCUACGCCAAAGCUAACACUUCAUCGUCCAUCUAUCUUCACUGGGGCAAGCCUGCCUUUACAUCUGCACAAGUCAUUAACUACACAAUCCGCUGCAACCCCGUGGGGCUGCAGAAUGCUUCUCUGGUUCUCUACCUUCAAACGUCAGAGACUCACAUGUUAGUUCAAGGUCUUGAGCCAAAAACCAUGUAUGAAUUUGCAGUUCGGCUGCAUGUGGACCAGCUCUCCAGUCCCUGGAGUCCAGUAGUUUACCAUACUACCCUUCCAGAAGCACCAUCUGGCCCUCCAGUAGGAGUGAAGGUGACUUUGAUAGAGGAUGACACUGCUUUGGUUUCCUGGAAGCCACCUGAUGGUCCUGAAACAGUUGUUACACGAUAUACUAUCCUCUACGCAUCCAGGAAGUCUUGGGUUGCUGGGGAAUGGCAAGUGUUGCACAGAGAAGGAGCAAUGACCAUGGCUUUGCUGGAAAACCUUGUAGCAGGAAAUGUCUACUUGGUCAAAAUAUCAGCCUCCAAUGAAGUAGGAGAAGGACCCUUCUCAAAUGCAGUAGAACUUGCUGUCCUGCCAAAGGAGAUGUCCGAGUCUAAUCAGAGACCUAAACGCUUGGAUUCGGGAGAUUCCACAAGUUAUUCUGAUUAUUACCAUCUGGACCAGAAGUCGAUGACUGGCAUUGUUGUUGGGGUUUGCAUAGCCUUGACCUGCAUCCUUAUCUGCAUCCUGAUCUUAAUUUAUCGCAGUAAAGCCAGGAAAGCAUCUGCUCCUAAACCUGUGCAGCAAAGCACAGACCAGCUGUCACACAACAGCAUCUCAUUAGCCAGUGCUAAUGAGGCGGAGAAGAGUAUUGAAGGAAUUGCAGAGAAUGAAGAAUCUUUAUUGCCAAUGAUAGUGGGAAACAGCUUCAUCGAUGCUAAGGGAGGAUCUGAUCUGAUUAUUAACAGUUAUGGGCCUGUCACAAAGGCUAACUGCAAGAAAAGGUGGCUGUUCUUCCAAGAUACUAAGAAGUUGAAGACCGAGGAGCCUCAGAGAAGAUUUGUCCAGGCGGUGUGUCUGUAUCAGCCAGGGACCACCGUGCUGAUCAGUGAGGAUGACUCCCCCAGCUCUCCUGGCCAGCAGUCCAGUUUCCAGGCACCAUUCAGUAUUGCUACUGAUACAGAGCACUCAGCCAACAGCGAAGGAAGCCACGAGACCGGUGACUCUGGAAGAUUUUCUCACGAGUCCAAUGACGAGAUACACCUCUCCUCUGUGACCAGUGCCACCCCUCCCACCACCAGUCCUUUUGUAAGCAGCGACUUGGGUACGAGCGUGAUGAGCCCUGCCAUAAGUAACUGCACGGAGUCUCCUCUGCCGUUUGCUGCUGACCAGACUCCUACCUCACCUCUUCAGAUACACUCCGCGGUGCAAAACGGACAUCCUUAG
Messenger RNA from Merops nubicus (carmine bee-eater), 1556 nucleotides. Its product is annotated as protogenin-like. The record is from RefSeq and is a predicted model, not a curated record. The annotation marks the transcript as partial. The transcript is spliced from 9 exons. Gene Ontology annotation, biological process: axon guidance; cell-cell adhesion. NCBI's taxonomy places the organism in Eukaryota, Metazoa, Chordata, Aves, Coraciiformes, Meropidae. Gene Ontology annotation, cellular component: plasma membrane; axon. Gene Ontology annotation, molecular function: protein binding.